Messenger RNA from Theobroma umbraticum, 1626 nucleotides. It is a transcript of the gene MDAR6, whose product is annotated as monodehydroascorbate reductase 6. Gene Ontology annotation, cellular component: cytoplasm. Gene Ontology annotation, molecular function: oxidoreductase activity, acting on NAD(P)H. NCBI's taxonomy places the organism in Eukaryota, Viridiplantae, Streptophyta, Magnoliopsida, Malvales, Malvaceae. The record is from RefSeq and is a predicted model, not a curated record.
AUGGGUCGUUGCCUCAAACCCACUGUGAGGAAGUUACCAGAGGUCACAUUUGUGAUCGUUGGAGGGGGCAAUGCUGCUGGAUAUGCAGCAAGGACUUUCGUCGAACACGGAAUGGCCGAUGGCAGGCUCUGUAUUGUAUCCAAAGAGGCAUAUGCACCGUAUGAGAGACCGGCUUUGACAAAAGGCUACUUGUUUCCCCUAGACAAGAAACCAGCUCGAUUACCCGGUUUUCAUACUUGUGUCGGAUCUGGUGGUGAAAGGCAAACUCCUGAAUGGUAUAAAGAGAAAGGGAUCGAGAUGAUUUAUGAGGAUCCAGUAACGACUAUUGAUAUAGAAAAGCAAACUCUAACCACAAAUUCUGGCAAAUUGCUGAAGUAUGGGUCUCUUAUAAUUGCUACCGGAUGUACAGCCUCAAGAUUUCCAGAGAAAAUCGGAGGAAACCUUCCUGGUGUUCAUUACAUUCGGGAUGUUGCAGAUGCUGAUUCACUAAUCUCAUCUUUGGAGAAGGCAAAGAAGGUGGUUGUUGUUGGAGGUGGUUAUAUCGGGAUGGAGGUUGCUGCUGCUGCUGUUGGCUGGAAACUUGAUACUACGAUCAUUUUCCCAGAGAAUCAUCUUUUGCAAAGAUUAUUCACUCCUUCCCUUGCUCAAAGAUAUGAAGAGCUCUACAAAGAGAAUGGUGUCAAAUUUUUAAAGGGUGCUUCUAUCAAAAACUUAGAAGCUGGUUCUAAUGGACGGGUAGCUGCUGUUAAACUUGGAGAUGGAUCCACCAUAGAAGCAGACACGAUAAUUAUUGGUAUUGGGGCAAAACCUGCAGUUAGUUCCUUUGAAGUGUUGGGAUUAAAUACCACUGUUGGUGGCAUACAGGUUGAUGGUCUAUUCCGGACAAGCAUACCUGGAAUUUUUGCAGUUGGAGAUGUUGCUGCAUUCCCCCUUAAGAUGUAUGACCGCAUGGCAAGAGUUGAACAUGUUGAUCAUGCUCGUCGAUCUGCACAGCAUUGUGUUAAGGCAUUGCUUAGUGCUCAAACUCACACGUAUGAUUAUCUGCCAUAUUUUUACUCAAGGGUUUUUGAGUAUGAAGGGAGCCCCAGGAAAGUUUGGUGGCAGUUUUUUGGGGACAAUGUUGGAGAGACCGUUGAGAUUGGGAAUUUUUAUCCGAAAAUUGCUACUUUCUGGAUAGAUUCUGGUAAACUGAAAGGAGUUUUUCUUGAAAGUGGAAGUGCCGAGGAAUUUAAACUCCUUCCUGAACUUGCAAGGAGCCAGCCCUCCAUUGACAAAGCCAAGCUUCAGAAAGCAUCUUCGGUUGAGGAGGCCCUAGAAAUUGCUAAAGCCUCCCUACUAGUUGGGCAGAAACCUUAGUUGCACGCAGAACCUCUCUGCACAUAACCAUCUUACAGUUACCUUCUUCAAUAUCCUUAAAGCAAGGGAAUCAUUCGUCCUAAUAAUAUCUCGGAACCUUUCCCAUUAUUUCAUGAAAUAAUUGUUUGAAACUAAGCAUGACGGAAAGGUAUAAAGUCUAUUUUGAUAUGCACUAGAAAUUAUGGUGGAUGAAACUGCUUCUGGGCGUUUGAGGAUCCAAUUAUAACUAAAUGAGUUCCUUGGUUCGUAAUAUAGGGACUUUCCUGUUAA